Molecule: messenger RNA, 1194 nt
Organism: Plasmodium gallinaceum
Lineage: Eukaryota; Apicomplexa; Aconoidasida; Haemosporida; Plasmodiidae
Product: GTP cyclohydrolase I, putative
Exons: 1
Coding region: 1-1194 (397 amino acids)
Biological process (GO): tetrahydrofolate biosynthetic process; tetrahydrobiopterin biosynthetic process
Cellular component (GO): cytoplasm
Molecular function (GO): GTP binding; zinc ion binding; GTP cyclohydrolase I activity
Source: RefSeq, a predicted model, not a curated record
AUGAUGAAAAAUUUGCACCUAAAUAGAAGUAAUGAAAUUUAUUCUGAAUCUAGUAAUGAAAAUGAAAAAAGUAAUUCUAAUUAUUUGUUAAAUACAAAAAAAGUUAAGAAAAAAAGCAAAAGGGAGUUUGAAAAAAAUUCACAUAACUUAAACGAUACAAUAAUGAAUAAUGGUCUUAAAAAAUGCGAAAAAAAAGCGUUUAAUGUUAUAGAAAAAGGAAAAAAAAGAUUUAAAAGGCUUGCGGUUAAAAAAAAAUGCAAUUCAAAUGUUAAGUUGCAAGACAAUGCAAACUUCAUAAGUAAUAAAAUUUGUAUUUUGAAUAAUGAAAACAAAAAUGGGCACAUUACUAGUAAUAAUAAUUUAAACGACGUGAAAAUUAUUAAAAAUAAAUAUUGCUCUAAAAAAACAAAAAUUGAUAAAAUGGAAAAUGAUACAUCAAGUAAAAAAAACGAAAUAAAUGUAAAAAACAAUGACAAUAAUAAUAAAGUAUCCGAUAAAAAUUAUGAGAAGAAUACUUUAAAAAAAAUAAAAAAUAAAAAGAUUAGUGAUAACCAUACGAACUCUUCAAAAAUAGAAAACCAAGUUUUUGAUAUUAGCCAUCACAUAUAUAACAUAUUAAAUAUAUUAAAUUUACCGAAAUCAGAUAUUUUAAAAAGAACAAAUAAAAGGUUCGCUGAAACUUUUUUAUAUUUAACAAAUGGCUAUAACGUUGAUAUAGAAAAAAUAUUUAAAGGAUCUAUGUACAAAAGAAAAUACAAAAACAAUUCAGUAAUAAAGAUUACAGGGAUUCAAAUAAAUUCUCUCUGUAAACAUCAUUUACUACCUUUUCAAGGGAUAUGCACUAUUGAAUACGUUCCAAACAAAUACAUCAUGGGGUUAUCUAAAUUUUCAAGAAUUGUAGAUGCAUUUUCUAGAAGAUUGCAACUACAAGAAGAUUUGACUAAUGAUAUUUGUAAUAUUUUAAGAAAAUAUUUAAAACCAUUAAAUCUUCAAGUUACUAUAGUAGCCAAACAUUUGUGCAUUAAUAUGCGUGGAGUGAAAGAGCACAAUUCUACUACUGUUACACAAGUAUGUUGUAAAUUAAAAAAUAAUAAGUAUACAAGUAAAUCAUAUAUAAAUAACUGUUUUAAAAAAGAAAAUGAUAUUAGUAAUUAUGACAGUAUUAAUAAAAUGAACUAUGAUGAAAAUUAUUAA